AUGAAAAUCGGUCAAAACGCAAAUACAGCAGUGAUUCGUGCGAUCGCCCAUGAAAUCAAGAAUCCUCUUGGCGGGCUUCGCGGAGCUGCGCAACUGCUCGAUCGGGAGCUCAAUGACAAUUCGGAAAUGAGGGAUUACACUCAAAUCAUCGUUAAGGAAACUGAUCGUUUGUGCGGUCUGGUGGACGAUAUGUCCGGCCCGCAGAUUCCGCUUCUUCUAUCCAAGAUAAACAUCUACGAAGUGCUUGAGCAUGUCUGUAAACUCGCGCUCGCGGAAGGCGCGAACGGCCUGCAGAUCGUUCGCGAUUACGAUCCAAGCCUGCCCACGGUUCUCGGCGAUCAGAAACAGUUGAUUCAAGUCUUCAUCAAUAUUGCUCGAAACGCGAUGGAAGCGAUCGGUAAUUCAGGUACGAUCACAUUUCGUACACGGGUUCAACGUCAGGUUACCCUAAGGAAAGUCCGUUAUCAGAAUGCAGCAAGAAUAGAUAUCGAGGAUAACGGCCCCGGAAUUCCUGAAGACAUGCUUGAUCAGAUUUUCUACCCCAUGAUCUCGGGAAAACCACACGGCGAGGGACUCGGCCUUUCAAUCGUUCAUCAGAUUAUCCUCCGACACGGUGGAAUAGUAACUUGCGAAAGCACUCCAGGAAUUGGCAGAACGAACUACCGUAGAAUCAGGCACGGUAGCGGCAUGAAACUAGCUUCGGAACCGGUUUGGAUCAUCGAUGAUGAUCAGUCCAUUCGCUGGGUUCUCGCCCAAGCGUUGAAAAAGAGUGGCAUUGACUCAAGAACAUUCUGUAGUGCCGAUGCCGCACUGGAUUCAUUUGGCGAAGAGCGCCCGAAAGUCAUCGUCACCGACAUUCGAAUGCAAGGCAUGGAUGGAUUGUUGUUUCUUGACGAAGUUCAAAAAAACAUACCGGGUCUGCCUGUCAUUGUAAUGACCGCGUAUUCCGACCUGGACACCACCGUCGAAUCGUUUCAGAGGGGUGCACGGGAACACUUGCCAAAACCUUUCGAUAUUGAUGUCGCUGUCACAUUGAUUCAACGGGUGAUAGAUGAACAGCAAGGCAAUUUUGAUGAAGCCUCAGCCAAAAAAAUCGAAUCCACCACCAUGAUUGGGGAAUCUGCUCCAAUGCAAGAGGUGUUUCGAGCCAUCGGUAGACUUUCAAAUUCAGAGUUCAACGUACUCAUUACUGGCGAAUCUGGAACCGGAAAGGAGCUUGUCGCUCGUGCCUUGUUCGAAAAUAGCGUCAGAAAAAACCAGCCUUUCGUAGCAAUCAAUGCCGCAGCCAUUCCAGUAGAUUUACUCGAAUCAGAACUGUUCGGCCAUGAAAAAGGCGCCUUCACCGGGGCCAAUCAACGACGUAUUGGAAGAUUUGAGCAGGCCGAUCGCGGUACGCUUUUUCUUGAUGAAAUUGGUGACAUGCCGCACGACCUGCAAAGCAGGCUGCUCAGGGUGAUGUCUGAAGGAAAAUUUUACAGAGUCGGCGGUGUAAAUCAGAUUUCGGUUGACGUGCGCAUCAUCGCCGCAACCAACCAGCCGCUGGAAGAACUGGUGGAAAAGCACGUCUUUCGCAGCGAUCUGUAUCACCGACUGAACGUCGUUCGGAUUGCGCUGGCACCUGUCCGCGAGCGCGGCAAUGAUAUUGAAAAGCUGAUCCACUUUUUUCUAAUGCAAGCCGCGAAUCAGUUGAACGUCGAAGUGAAGAGUGUUACUCAAAAUACCAUGGAGUGUCUGACAGCAUUUUCAUGGCCUGGAAACAUUCGGGAAAUUGAAAAUUUCUGCCGUUCGGUCACGAUCAUGAGCCCCUCCAAAAUUUUAACUCCCCGCGACCUGCCACCGGAAAUCGAACAGUGUCGAUACAGUGCUCAAAAUCAAGGCGCGAAUGCGGAGUGGGAACGCUCGCUUCGUCUGGCGAUUGAACUUCUACUGGAGAGCGAUCUCAAAAAGGGGGAAGGCGAAGUCCGACAGGAAAUUGAACGAAUCAUGCUUGAUACAGUUCUUAAAUUUAGCGAUGGUUCCAGGGGGGAAGCUGCCCGCAUACUGGGCUGGGGAAGAAAUACAAUUACUCGCAAGAUCAAAGAACUAUAA
Molecule: messenger RNA, 2088 nt
Organism: Geodia barretti
Lineage: Eukaryota; Metazoa; Porifera; Demospongiae; Tetractinellida; Geodiidae
Source: the annotation of a GenBank genome assembly